AUGUACGAACGAAUAUUUGACACUUUUAGUUUCUAUCAGGAGGUCUGUGAUGGCAUUCGCUGCUUCGCCACAUCAGGUGUGACACUCAACAUGUUGACACACGGCUUCAUGUACGGAUUCAAUACGGGACUGUUCGCACAGUUGAGGAAGACUAAAGAGAUACAGUUGGAUUUGGAGUUAGAGUCUUGGCUGGCCUCGUCAACCAACUUAUCAUUCAUCGUUGGAACGCUAUUCAGUUCAAUAUUCAUGGAUCGUUUCGGCAGGAGACCUGCAUUCAUAAUUGCAUCGGCCACCAUGAUAAUCAGCUGGUUAAUAUUCAUUGCAGCUAAAUCCUUCACCGCUUUAUUAGUUGCCAAAAUAUUUCAAGGAUUCUCUGCAGGUGUUGAAAGUACUACAGGCUACAUUUUAGUAGGGGAAUACGUUAGCCCUAAUUACAGAGCAUCAUUCUUGGCAAGUAUUCAACCGUCCAUGCUGUUUGGGGAUUUCUUAACCCACGGUUUAAGUUCUAUAUGCGAUUGGCGUAAUGUAGCUAUUAUUCUUGCAUUCUUUUCGAUCCCUGGAUUGGCGUUUGUUGUUUUUUCACCGGAAUCACCGAGUUUUUUGGCAAAAAUCGGAAAGCAUGACCAAUGUAAAAAGGUGUUCUACUGGCUAAGAGGUCCCGAUGAAAAUAAUGAAGUUGAAAUGUUGAUUAGGACCAAUUUACCUUCGAAACAAAAUGCUAUUAACAAUGAUAAGAUAAAUGGUUACAAAAAAGUGAUACAUAAAUUGUCCUUCUUUGAUACUUUUUUAAAGAAAAGAGAACUACGUAUUUCGCUCUUUAUCAUGAUUCAUUUGCAACUUAUUAACUUGUUUUCCGGUGCUUUUCUGUAUGAUAAUUACACUGUAGACGUACAUACAGCUGUAUUUGGUACCGACAAAGAUCAGUACAUGUAUUUAAUUGUAAUGUAUUUAGAUAUAGUGAGAAUGUCCUCAUCAAUAUUCUCUGUUUUUCUCACGCAAAAAUUAAAACGGCGUAACAUGCUCCUAAGCUUAGUCAGCCUUAACAUAUUAAUGUAUCUAUUACUCGGAAUGUAUGUACUAUGCAAAAAUCAUAACUUAUUACCAUUUGAUCACAUAUCGAUCGGUAUGACUCUGUAUGGUUUUAACUAUUUUUCUUUAGCGGCUGGAUCUGCUUCUUUACCUAAUAUUGUGGCCGGAGAAAUAUUCCCUUUGGCCAAUAGAAGCGCUUGUGGGGUGGUUUGUAACAUAAUGGCUUCAUUAUACACGUUCAUCAAUAUCAAAAACAUUCCUUAUAUCUUUUCUAAAGUUGGUGUCAGCGGAGUUUUCUUUAUGAACGCCGCCCUACUCUCAUAUGCCCUCGGCAUGACAAUGUACACGUUACCAGAAACAAAAGAUAAAACGCUCUUAGAAAUAGAAAUCAUAUUAAGAGGGUGUCCUAUUGCUGAUGAUGAUGAGACAAUGAUUAAUCUGAAAAAACAUAAUGAGACAAACUUCUAAUAAAAUCCAAAGAAUAAACUAACUACAUUGACUCGCAAACUUAAAGUAAGUGCA
This is a messenger RNA of Bombyx mandarina (wild silkworm), 1551 nucleotides long. RefSeq names its product facilitated trehalose transporter Tret1-like. Gene Ontology annotation, cellular component: membrane. Lineage: Eukaryota; Metazoa; Arthropoda; Insecta; Lepidoptera; Bombycidae. The record is from RefSeq and is a predicted model, not a curated record. Gene Ontology annotation, molecular function: transmembrane transporter activity. Gene Ontology annotation, biological process: transmembrane transport.